Molecule: messenger RNA, 2407 nt
Organism: Microtus oregoni (creeping vole)
Lineage: Eukaryota; Metazoa; Chordata; Mammalia; Rodentia; Cricetidae
Product: disks large homolog 5-like
Exons: 11
Coding region: 1-1506 (501 amino acids)
Source: RefSeq, a predicted model, not a curated record
AUGGCGCAGAUCACCUGGCAGACCUCAUCAGCCCUAAGUUCUAAGGAACAUGCUUCUGUUGAGAAAGUUCAGAGAUCUGGAGAAAAUGAAUUUCAGCCUAACGAUGGGCUGGAUCCUCUUUACAAGAACUGGAGUACUGGAAAAACAUCAACCCCAAACUCUGUUACUGGGCAGGAGCAACGGAUGAACAAGGUGGCUACACUGACCCUGCAGCUUCAGAUGAUGACCCAAGAAAGGAACGAACUUCGUGGAAUUCUGGCUAAUUAUACCAACAAGGAUUUGAACAACAGGCUAAAUUUUGAGUUGGAGAUGGUGAAUAUGGAGCAUAAGAAAGUGAUGUUGGAUCUGCAGAAAUUCCCCAUGGAGAUGAGAGAGGCCUUGUACAAGUGCGAGGAGCUGACUGAGGAAACUGUCUCUUGCAGCAUCCUCCACAACCAGCUCCUGAGUGAGCGAACUCAGUUGAAGAAAAAAGUGAGCAUGUUGAGAGAGGAGAACCAAAAGCUACGGAGGGAGCAGAUUUCACUGCAAGUGGCCUGUGAGAAGGUGAAGAAUCUCUAUGAAAAGACCGAUGAGAAGUUCUGUGAGCUAUGUGACGAGGGGGAUAAGAAACAGGAUAUAUUGGUGGAAAGACGACAAUUCCUGCUGAAGCUGAGGGAUCUGGUCACCAAACGUAUAGAAUUGGCAGAAAAGUUGCAGAAUCCCUUCGCUGUCUCCCAGAUGAGUCGUCCGCUGCCGAAAGUGACGCGCGGUUUGGAGCUCGCGGGAAACUCGUCUAGCUGGCUGGCGCACCGGUGGGACUCCAGCUGCCAUGAGCCUCUGGGUGGACAAAUACCGGCCGUGCUCCCUCGCCCGACUGGACUAUCACAAGGAACAGGCGGUGCAGCUGAGCAACCUGGGAGUACUGGAAAAACAUCAACCCCAAACUCUGUUACUGGGCAGGAGCAACGGAUGAACAAGGUGGCUACACUGACCCUGCAGCUUCAGAUGAUGACCCAAGAAAGGAACGAACUUCGUGGAAUUCUGGCUAAUUAUACCAACAAGGAUUUGAACAACAGGCUAAAUUUUGAGUUGGAGAUGGUGAAUAUGGAGCAUAAGAAAGUGAUGUUGGAUCUGCAGAAAUUCCCCAUGGAGAUGAGAGAGGCCUUGUACAAGUGCGAGGAGCUGACUGAGGAAACUGUCUCUUGCAGCAUCCUCCACAACCAGCUCCUGAGUGAGCGAACUCAGUUGAAGAAAAAAGUGAGCAUGUUGAGAGAGGAGAACCAAAAGCUACGGAGGGAGCAGAUUUCACUGCAAGUGGCCUGUGAGAAGGUGAAGAAUCUCUAUGAAAAGACCGAUGAGAAGUUCUGUGAGCUAUGUGACGAGGGGGAUAAGAAACAGGAUAUAUUGGUGGAAAGACGACAAUUCCUGCUGAAGCUGAGGGAUCUGGUCACCAAACGUAUAGAAUUGGCAGAAAAGCUGCAGAAUCCCUUCGCUGUCUCCCAGAUGAGCUCCGCUUUGGAGAACUGAGGAGGCUGAAGGAAGCUUCACACAUUCUCCCCUCGAGCAGCAACACCUACUGAGAAGCAGACCCCUCCUUGUAGCUGUGAACAAACGAGUAAGAAAAAUCUCCACCUACUGCAGCGGUUCCAUCGCCAAUCUGAUUCAUGUUCUGUUGGCCCACUAUUCCUGGAGAAAGGAAAUCAUCAGAAAGAAGCCUGACAUUCAGAGGACCCACCAAGAAUGACUCCAAAUCCCGACAUUGGUCAGCAGGUGGACCCUGAGUGGCAAACAGCAGCAUGGGGAGGAUAUGCUGCUGAGCAAGGCUUCCUCUGUACUCUCCAUGUCUUUAGUAAGCCGGCUGAGCCCUCCAUAUGUGGUGCGGACUCUCACGAGAAAGACUGUACUGAUGCCAUGCUGUAGUCUAUACACACCACAGGGAAAAGAACAGAAUUCCCUCUCCUGUGAGUGCUGAGGGAGACUCCAUGUCACAGGAAAGUGUUGGUGAAGAUAUCGCAGUACAGAGACUACAGCAUCCCUCACCUGUGUUAGUCAUUGAUCAUCCAUAAAGAAAAUGUCAGGGGAUUCUCCAGUUUCACAUCCUGGACUGGCAUGUCAGUCCUGAGAAAGGGUCUAUAGAGGAGGUUUGGUCACUUUUCGUGUCUUUAGGGAGCCAGAUGCUCUCGAUUGAUUUUUUGGAUCUAGAGCUAGAGACUAUUUUUAGCUUAAUUGGAGCAAGGGUUCUGGUUUGGGUUUGGUUUUCAUUUGUUUGGAUAUUUUUUUCUUUGCUUUGGUUUAAAUUUUGUUGUUGGUUUUUAAAUAAUUUAUUCUUGUUGUUUUAAUAGUUGGCUAAGGCUCUACCCUGUAUAUACUGACUACCCUUUCUAAAGUUCCUAUUGAGUAUAAUGAGUAUUUUUAUGAAUAAAAUCAA